Kickxella alabastrina is the source of this 702-nucleotide messenger RNA. Its product is annotated as mitochondrial inner membrane translocase subunit Tim17/Tim22/Tim23/peroxisomal protein PMP24. Gene Ontology annotation, molecular function: transmembrane protein transporter activity. Gene Ontology annotation, biological process: protein import into mitochondrial matrix. The coding region runs from base 128 to 583 and encodes 151 amino acids. Gene Ontology annotation, cellular component: TIM23 mitochondrial import inner membrane translocase complex; mitochondrial inner membrane. The record is from RefSeq and is a predicted model, not a curated record. Lineage: Eukaryota; Fungi; Kickxellomycota; Kickxellomycetes; Kickxellales; Kickxellaceae. The transcript is spliced from 2 exons.
UUCAAUUCAACAUUGCUUAAUUCAGCCCAACUUCAAUUUACCUUUGUAUAUACGUUUACACUUCAUUUGGGUUUUCCUUUAUUACGCUUUAUCUUCCCACUCACAACAACAAUUUUCACAUUUAAAAAUGCGCGGUGCUGAUGUCAGCAGAGAUCCUUGCCCCUGGGUUAUUCUCAACGAUGCCGGAGGCGCCUUUGCCAUGGGAGCGAUCGGUGGUGGAACUUGGCAUUUUAUCAAGGGCGCGCGUAACUCUCCCUUUGGCGAGCGGUUCCGCGGCGGUGUGAAUGCUAUGCGGUCUCGUGGUCCCAUCAUCGGUGGUAACUUUGCUGUCUGGGGUAGCAUGUUUUCGUCUUUUGAGUGCGUGCUCAAGGGCGUGCGACAAAAGGAGGAUCCCUGGAAUUCAAUUGGAUCGGGUGCGCUCACUGGUGGUGUGCUUGCCGCUCGCGGCGGCUGGAAGGCUGCUGCUGUGUCGGCAGUAUUUGGAGGCGUGCUUCUGGCGCUUAUUGAGGGCGUCGGUAUUGCCAUGAGCCGGGCAUUUGCCCAGCAGCCACCUGCCAUUGCGCCGCCGCCACCAUCGCAAUAAGCAAGGCGGAGAUGAAGAAGAUGAUCGGAUGUACGGAAGUAUUUAUUGCAGCAGACGCCAAAGUCGAAUUCGAGGGUUGCGGCAUUUUGUUACAUUUUUUGGCGUGCUUUGGGCAGAUC